Molecule: messenger RNA, 1429 nt
Organism: Onychostruthus taczanowskii (white-rumped snowfinch)
Lineage: Eukaryota; Metazoa; Chordata; Aves; Passeriformes; Passeridae
Gene: MAK16
Product: MAK16 homolog
Exons: 10
Coding region: 157-1038 (293 amino acids)
Biological process (GO): maturation of 5.8S rRNA; maturation of LSU-rRNA
Cellular component (GO): preribosome, large subunit precursor; nucleolus
Source: RefSeq, a predicted model, not a curated record
UCUCGCGAGACUUCGCGCGCCCCGCCCCUUCCUGUAAUGGCGGCGCCCUAGACCGCGCGGCCGGCGCUCCCAUUACGGUCAGUCCGCGCUGUCACCGCCACCGCCGCCACCUCCACCGCCGUCUGUGUCACCGCCGCCACCUCUGCCACCGCCACCAUGCAUUCGGACGAUGUUGUCUGGAGCAUGCUGGGGAACAGGCAGUUCUGCUCCUACAAGAUGACCACCAAAACGCAGAAUUUCUGCAGGAACGAGUACAACCUGACGGGGCUGUGCAACCGCUCCUCCUGCCCGCUGGCCAACAGCCAGUACGCCACUGUCCGGGAGGAGAAAGGUCGCUGUUAUCUCUACAUGAAGACCAUCGAGCGGGCGGCGUUUCCCCGGCGCCUCUGGGAGCGGGUGCUGCUGAGCAAGAACUACGAGAAGGCUCUGGAGGAGAUCGACGAGAACCUCAUCUACUGGCCCCGCUUCAUCCGGCACAAGUGCAAGCAGAGGUUCACCAAGAUCACGCAGUACCUGAUCCGCAUCCGCAAGCUGACCCUCAAGAGACAGAGGAAGCUCGUCCCGCUGCGCAGGAAGAUCGAGAGGCGCGAGAACAGGCGGGAGGAGAAAGCCCUGAUUGCUGCCCAGCUGGACAACGCCAUCGAGAAGGAGCUGCUGGAAAGGCUGAAGCAGGACACGUAUGGAGACAUUUACAACUUCCCCAUCCACGCCUUUGACAAGGCUCUCCAGCAGCAAGAUGCAGAGAGCGAGAGUGAGUCGGAUGCAGAGAGGGAAGAAGAUGAUGAUGAUGAGGACGUGGAUAAAAGGGAGUUUGUGGAAGCAGAGGACAGCGAGCUCAGCGACUUUGAGGACAUGGAUAAGUUGGAGACAAGCAGUGAAGAGGAGCAGGAAAAGGAGGAAGAAGUAGAGCAGAAAGCCUCCCACUCCAAAUCUAAAGGGAAAACACCCCUGAAGGGCCCAGCCAGGAGAAAACGUCCCUACAUCGAGAUAGAGUACGAAGAGGAAACUGAGCCCAGCACCAAGACAAAAGCAGCCUGAGCCCUCCUGACCCUUUUGUACUGACUGACAGAACUCCAGAUGUGUCACCAGAGUGGGACUCCAGCAUCUGUCACCCACCUCCCACCCCUCACAGGACCCUCAGAACUCCUGGUUUGAUACUCCAUACAUUUUCUGGGGUUUGUGUCCCGAGCCCAGGCAAUUGCAGUGAGUUUGUACAUCUGGGUGAAGCCCAGCUCAAAGGAACAUCUCCCACCUCCUCUGCAACCUCAAAAAGCUGAGCCCAGCCUCUGCUCCAGGAAGGGCCCUGGCCUGGGGGGCUCUGCUGCUCCCUGUAAGGCUGGAGAAACCUCAGCUGUGUUUGGGGAGGUGUAGGGCUCACAGGUGGGACAGGAACGACAGAACUUUCAAUAAAUACAACACUUUUAUUGUA